Messenger RNA from Perca fluviatilis (European perch), 6506 nucleotides. RefSeq names its product immunoglobulin superfamily member 11 (gene igsf11). Gene Ontology annotation, molecular function: ionotropic glutamate receptor binding. NCBI's taxonomy places the organism in Eukaryota, Metazoa, Chordata, Actinopteri, Perciformes, Percidae. Gene Ontology annotation, biological process: homophilic cell-cell adhesion. The record is from RefSeq and is a predicted model, not a curated record. The transcript has 9 exons. Gene Ontology annotation, cellular component: cell-cell junction. The coding region runs from base 520 to 1977 and encodes 485 amino acids.
CAGCUCGGCUACAGCAGAACAGACGAGAAACCAUGGAGCGCAACAAGACGCGUUGGAGAGACUCACCAAGCGGACGGGUAAAGUGCCAGUUUCUGGUCUGUUUGUAAGUCACUUUCAGCGACAGACGGCAGAUUUUUGUUCACCAGCAGGUACACAUUGAGUUAUACCAAGUGUGCGUAAAUUGACUGGAGAAGUCUAAGAAAGAAAACAGUCUUGGAGUGACCAGCAGCUACCAAAGAACAGGAGGAGAGGAGAAGUAAAAAAGCGCCCGAAGGAGAGACGAGUGCCCGUUGGAUAGAAAUGCUCUCUGUGUUGUUUUCUCCAUACAUUUCACGUUGUUUUAGGGAAAUGUCGCUGGUCUGCGCUGCGUAAAACCCCGGACUGCUUUCAUGCCACAUGCCUUGAGAAGGAACAGUUAGGCUACUUAUAUUCAAGGGAAACUGUGAGCGGAGCUGAGAUUUCAUAAAGAAGGAGGCACUGGGCUACAACUGAGAACCAGUCACUGAACAGUUACGAACCAUGGUGAAGUUUCAUAACUCGGACCUAUGGAUAGCCUGGAUGGUCAUUUUCUGCAUGGAGGGGUCAAGGUUUGAUCUACACACGGGGAAAGUGUGUGUGCGGGCGCUGGAUGUGACGGUGUCCCAGAGCAGUAUUCAGGUGGCCCGUGGCCAAGCAGCCAUCCUGCCCUGCUCCUUCACCACCAGCGCUGCCCUCAACAACCUCAACAUCAUCUGGAUGGUGAUACCACUGUCCAAUGCCAACCAGCCAGAACAGUCAAAGCAGGUGAUAAUUUACCAGGGAGGCCAGGUGUUCAGCCUCGCCAACCACCUCAAUGGCCGUGUGGGCUUCGUGGCCACCAUGCCAAGUACAAGUGCCUCCAUCUUCAUCAACAACACCCAGCUGUCCGACACUGGGACCUACCAGUGCCUGGUCAACAACCUCCCAGACAGAGGGGGGCGCAACAUUGGCGUCAUUGGGCUCACUGUUUUGGUGCCCCCCUCAAUACCAGCAUGUCGAAUCCAGGGCACGCUGGAUGUAGGCAGUGACAUCAUGCUGUUCUGCAGCUCAGAGGAAGGCAUUCCCACACCGUCCUACUCCUGGGAGAAGCUGGACGCGCUGCCCAAGCUGCCGCACAACGCCAUGCAAGACCAGAUGCAGGGCACUGUAACACUGAGAAACAUCAGCACCAGCAACUCAGGACUCUAUCAGUGUACCUCCAGCAAUGUUAUUGGCAAGAGCACCUGUCUGCUCAACCUGCAGGUCGUAGCACCCCAGCCUCAGAGUGUGGGUUUGAUAGCGGGCACCAUUGCUACAGGAGUCCUAGCUGUCAUCAUCUGUUCCCUGUUAGUGGUGGUCACACUCUUUUACUGGAAGAACAAGAACAAAUAUGAUGAGGAGGAGAUCCCCAAUGAGAUCAGAGAAGAUGACCUUCCUCCUAAGAGGUCAUCAUCAGUGAAGGCGUUCCAUGCAGACGCCUCAUCCUCAGAGAACGACACGCUGACGUCUACUAACACCUACAACAGCCGCUACUGGCACAACCCCAAACCCAACUACGACACCAACUCCUAUACACGCUACAAUGGAGACACUCGCCAGACCUUCUCCACUGCUGCUCACAUUUCACAUGCACACGGACAGGCCCAGAACCCAGGACACGGCCACAGUACAGUGGUCACAGCGCCAGGCUCAGCUCCACUGUCCCGCCACGCGCAGCCCACAACGACAACGACAACGACAUCGUUUGCCAAUGGCAGCCACACGCUUCCACCACCCAAGACUCUGGUGGUCACCACAAACUCUGCCCCGUCCCCUCCCGCCAUGGUGCGCAGCAACGGCUCUGUGAGCCUCAAACCGGUAGUGACGUCCACACACGGGCAGCACACGCACUCCUACGCAGUGAGCCAGGCCACGCUGGAGCGGAUGGGGGCGGUGCCUGUCAUGGUGCCCGCCCAAAGCAGAGCAGGCUCGCUGGUGUGAAAUCUCAUUGGUAAACUGUUCUCUUUGAAAACCAGACUAAAAUAGUGUUUGGUUGUGACGUUUGAAACCCACUGAUUAAAAAAAUCCAACUAAAUAUGGGCUGAAGCAGCCUGCUGCCCUUUACAACUGUGUCUUUCUUUAUGUAACACACUGGGAUUUUACAGUGCAGAGUUCAUUUAAUGCCAAUUCCUUGAUGAGCGGGACCCUUGUAGACAAGCAUCAUCCCCUUAUUGGAUGGAUUUUCCUGGCCGGUGUGGUGGGAACUAUUUUUCAACGACUUGGAUGAUUUAACAUAGCUGGAGUGAAAUUUCCUGCAGAACCUGGAUUCCCUGGUCAUUUUCAGGGCUGGAUCAUUGUGAUAAUUGGGUUAAUUGUGGGGGACUCAAAGCAACACAAAGCAUUUUCAUCUCAAUGUGUUCAUACUGAAUGGUCAGACAGAAGUGAGCUUGGAUUCCCACGUAAAUACAUGUGUCUCUUGUUUUAGGAUAACAAAUUAAAUCAAUUUUAGUUCCAAUAAUUUAAUUUCCCAGUUGUAAUUUUGAUUGACAGAAAAUGAAAUUAUGUUGGGUGAAAUGGCCUUAGAAGCUUACGGAGAGUGGUUUUACUGGGUGCAAUACAUUGCAUAAUAUACUUUACUCUAUUGAAAGCAAACAUUUUAAUUACAUUUUCGCACUUUUCAGAGCAAAUAUCAAAACUGCUGUCUUAUAAACAAUUACUUAGUCUUAAAUAAUGAUAUAUUUUAAGGCCAUUGCAUAUCAAGUCUGUAUUUUUUUUAAAUCGUUAUGCACAGACACCUUGCACACUGAGUCUGUUGCGUUUUAUCAUUCUAUCCAUUAGGGGUGACCCCUAAUAGUUGAAUAUUAGAAAUAAAUAAGAGCCUGAUUACACCCCGUAAAGUCCAGGUCAGACCAAAGAUUCUGGACAAGACGAGUGAAAACUUGCAGCUACCUCUAAUUUGCAAUGUUCUGAAACCUGCCAGUUUACACCAAUGCGACGAGAUGAGACGGUGUAUCAUCUUCAUAGCACGACUCUUUGUACUUUCGUCAUAAAUUCCGACUUUCAGGCUUUUUCUGUAGCUUAUCUCAUUUGUUGCAUCUAAAUAUGAAUGUGGAUAACGUUAGUGAUAGUGAGAUUCUUGCUACAGCUGCGUUUCUUGUGGAGCUGAAACGGCGAAAACAGCAUUUUAUUUCUCUGAUUCACUGCUUUGUUUUAACGAUGGUUGCUCUCUUCAGUUAUUCUCUAGCUCGUUCGACAAUACUGUGCUUGAAGGCGCUCGUUGAGCCUCCGGGCCGGUUCAGACUGCUGCAACCUUCCCCUGCAACAUCCUAAACCGUUUUUUUAAAACUCUGGUUGAUUUAUGAGGACUAACUUCUCCUUAGAUCUCUGUAGGGUAAAUUGAGACAGCUAGCUAGACGAUCUGUCCAAUCUGAGUUUUCUGUUGCACGACUAAAACAACCUUUGAACGUACACAUGUUCCACCAAAACAAGUUCCUUCCCGAGACUAUUUUGCAGAGGCGCCGUUGCUCCGUCCAGUGCUUAGCACCGCCCAAGACGAUUGUGAUUGGUUUAAAAGAAUAAACCACAAUAAACAGCACUUUUUUUCUCCCAUCCUGGAAUGCUGUGUGGACUAGCCAGACCCUCCUGGGCAUCGCUGUGGAGGAAGGUCUGGCAACGCAAGACUAUGGGUAAAUAAAACCAACCGCACCAUGACAGAUUUAGGUUUCACUUUCCAUGAUCCGUGACUGACGGUCGCCCCCACACAUGAUUCGACGAUCAGUCAACAAUAGGCAACACUUGACAAUUCUGAUUCGACUAUGAAAAUUCUUAGUCGAGGACACCCUUACUAUUUGUUAUGAAAGACAAAAUGGAGUUGUCAAGCAGUGAGGACGAUUUUGUGGUGCAUUUACUGUAGGUGGCCAGCGUUGUAUUCUGUUAAAAGUCUAUGGUCAUUUGUAAGGUAUCAUUCUGCUAAACAUCUUAUUCUUUGAAAGGACCCAAGUCCUGGAACUUUUUGCUGGAAAAUUUGCUGCAUUUUGCUGUCUAAUCUUUCGUACAUCCUUUGUUUUGAGAUCAGUAGGCCUACCUACCAUCCCCGGAUACGAAAAAAGCGCAGGAAAAUGGAACCUGUCCUGAAAACGGAUGAAAGUUUUGGAAUCAGUGUGUAAAUGUGAUUGACACAACAUGAGGUCAAUUUAUUUUUAAACAUGCGGCAAUUUCGGACUAAAAAUACAGACUUGGUGUGCAAAGGCCUUUUUACCAAACAACAUAUAUCUAAACUUUUAUCCACAUACAAAACACUGGUGAUAUUUGUUAGCAUAUACCGUAGAUGGUGAUAUAAAGAUUGCACAAGCACUGGAUUUUCACAACCGAAAGCUACUGUCCCCCUGAUUUAAACUUGAAACUCCAGAUGGAUAUUGUCGUAGUCUUUGCUGUGCUCAUCCUCGCUGUUGUCUUAAUCCGGUUCAUGUCAAAUUAGUGCUGCUUGAGAAGACGUGGAUAAGAGGAUGUCUUAUUUCAUAAAUGCUUUAUAAAGAGACAAAUUGUGAUUUUUUUUUUUUCUUGGCAAAGGCUAACACCUAUUGUUUUCUACUGUACAUAUUGUAACAUCAACAGUAGGCUAGAUUGUGAAUCAAAGAAAAUACAGUACAUUGCGUCUGACUAAUACAUAUUCUACAACUCGUGUCUUAAUUUAAAAAAAAUUAAAACUCUUUUUGUUACAUUAGACAACAAGCUGGGUUUGAUAGUCAGUGUUAUUGGUUUCAAUGAAGGGAUUUUUUUGUAUUUUAUGUUUUCAUUUUCUAAUGAGUAUUGCCAUUUCAUUACAAGGUCUGAGGUAAAUACAGUAUGGUUUAACAUGAAUGGCCAUAUGUUUAUAAAUAAUAGACACCUAUGCUGUAUGGUAGAACGUUUCACUGUGUUUCUGACCUACUGUAUUUAUCUUUUGACCAAAUCUCAACAGUCUGUUAAAUAACUGUUACAGUGUUCCCAAAUUAAGCAAUCCUUAUUUCUUGUUGUGCAUUACCUGAAUGCACAACACUAAUAAUUUCUUGUAGCUAUGAUGCAAUAUUUGAUUCAGCAAUUAUUUGUGUUAAAUGCAGUAUUGGAAAGUGUUUUUCAUUCUUCAGAGCAAUUUCGUCUAAUAUAUGAGUUUUAAUUAAAUGUGCUGUUUUGGCAUUCAAGUUUUACUGAGACAAAUUGAUGUGCUAACAAUACAAACAGUGCUCUCAGCUUUAAAACAUUAUCUUAACAUUUUUCUUUCAUUUAUAUUAUUUAGUCAAGAGGACUUCACUCACUUUUUCAAAUACAUUUAUGUAUGUCUUCAUGCCGUUUCCUUGUAGGUGUUAUAUGCACUCAAAUACAGUUAAUUGAAUUAGAAAAAAAAAAAAAAAAAAAACUGGGAGGGUUGGCAGCUAGUUUAGAAUGGUAUUAGUGUAUUAUUUUAGACUGGAAACAUACAUAAAACAGAAUGCUCUUUAAUCCCUACAAUUUUUUUGGAUCAUUUGAACAAUAACUACUAGCCAAGGUGUACUUUUGUGUUAUUGAUAUUAUCCCUUAUUUCACACAUUUAUGGAGUCACAAAAUAGACCCCAUAAGUACCAGUCAUUACUGGUUUUCCAUCACAGUUUGUUGUCCAUGAUUUAGGCCUGCUGUUUGGAUAUAAAGGUAAUCCUGAAUUUCUCCUGUUUUUUGCCUUGGCAUGACAUAAACGGCUCUUAGUUUAAUCUGCAUUGCUAUUCAUUUAUUCGCUAUACUGUCACUUAUGUACCAGUCCAGAUCAAUCAGAAAUAUGUUUGAUCAUCUUUGUACAUUGACCCCAGUCUAACCACAGAUACACCUGCUCAGUCUUACAGACACAUUCAUCCAACAUGUUUACUCUUUCUUUUCUUUUGUCUCAAAGCUGUCUAAUGUGUGGGAGAGUUACAGUACUUUAAAUUCACCUGCAACACACACACACAAACACACACACAUUGAUUUAUAAGUACAGCAAGGCUUAAAGAGGUCAAAUGAUCCAAGGUAAGUUAUCACCUCCCCCUUCUCUUUGUCUGACAGUGUUUUCUGAAUAAAGUCUUCUGUCUAUGUUAGAUUUCACUCACCAUCUCUCCCAGUGUCCCUGCCUUGAGCACUGGCUGACAACAUUAAAAAAAAACUUUCCUUCAUAGAUAUCUGGCUUUAUUCUUCUCAGAGAAAAUGUCAGGCUGGAAAAGCUAAACUGAGAUUAUUUUUGCUUUAACUCUGCCCUCCGUUUGCAGGAGCAAUGGAGAAAAGAGCGCACAAUCAGUAGAAAACUACUGAGGCUUUAACCCAGAUUAAAUAAACAUCUCAUCUUCUACCCUGGCCAUAGGUUGCCGUGUGGUACACAAGGUGGUAUAUGGGUUCUGUAGAUAAAUAAUGACGUGAUAUAUUGCCAAUAGUAAAACCAAUAUGUAAAUAUGUAUACAACUACAUUAUGUUCUUACUGUUGGAUUGAAAUGAAAUAGGAAAAAUAACACUGAAAAUUGUAGUAAAUAAAUAUUGUUAAUACAUUCUAA